Messenger RNA from Bemisia tabaci, 5131 nucleotides. The record is from RefSeq and is a predicted model, not a curated record. Lineage: Eukaryota; Metazoa; Arthropoda; Insecta; Hemiptera; Aleyrodidae.
CGCCGCCAAUCCUAUAGCCAAUAGUAGAGGUGAUUGAAAAGAAGCUCCAUUUUUUGCUUUUAGCGCUCCGUCUUUAUGUCUUUGGCUUGUGUAUCUAAUGGUCUAAUCCUCUGCUGCGUUCUCGUUCUCCUUUACCCAAAUGCUAGCUUCAAAAGGUUAUUGGCCCACCACCGCUUAACUACUUAAUUAGUAGUGAUGUGCGUUUUUUCCUUUUUCGCGUGCCCGCGGCUCUAUGAGUUUUUUCCGCAAAUCGGCAAAUCGGUACUCCGGCACUUCACGAAGCAUCCGAGAUUAUGUAACUAACGUGUAACUCGAAAAUUUCGUUCGUUAUAUCGUGAAUCGGUAAAUCCUAUGAGCUGUACCCGAAACAUCGCGAGUUAUUCUCUCUACAUCGCGGAAACUAUUGUGGGACUGACUUCAGGAAUCAACCAUGUCGCAGGACUCCACUGGUGCUGGUGCUGAACAUGCUGCUAAUCUCCAAACCAUCAUCGCUGGCUCAGCAUCUCUACCGACCUUUGAGAAACUAAAGGGCCAGGAGAAUUUCUCAUUGUGGAAAUUUCAGAUGAAAGGCUACCUCGAUUACGAUGACCUGUGGGAUAUUACGGACCCCAGCAAGCCAGCCAACCUCAUGGUAUCGGAAGUGUCAGCGACUAAGGUAAAACAGCGCUUUGCGCUAUUUAACCUUAGUAUCAGCGACAGCUAAAAUUUGUUUGAUGCUCGACCCCUGUGUAUUGUGCAUGUUAGAACUGCUUCUACCCCUUCUGAAAUCUAGAAGAAUCACCAAAAGGCUUACGAAAGUAAUGGCCUAUCUAGAAGAUUGCAACUCUUACGCAACCUCUUCAGUACUCUUUUGGAGACAUUCACCAAUAUGUGAAAGUAUGUGAGCGAAAUUCUAAAUCUAAAACAGCAAAUAGCUGAGAUUAGUCAACCUUUAGAGGAUGAAUUCAUAGGAGUUGUAGUAAGGCCAUGUGGCAUCAUAGCCACCAUCAAUAGGGUGUGUGCCCGACCUGGCAACAGCCACACGGACGACGAGACACGAGCCACUUGCCAGAGCCGUCCUCCUUGCUUCGAGUGUGUAUGUCGUGAUCUCGCUAUAAUAAAUGUCUUUUAUGUCUUUGAUCAUCCGCGUCUUAUAUAUUUCGACCACCGACCCACAUCAUGGCGACGAGGAUAACGUGACGGAAAUCAUCGGAUUCACCCGAUCAGCUAAGUAACUGGGGACUGGCCAUGCACCUGUUAUGCCACCAUUCUCACUGCCGCAGAUCACCAGAAGAAAAUGGGUAAAUAGAUUGUUUUAAGUCAUCCCCCGACAUGACGCUUAAGCAGAAUCCACAGCUAGAGUGAUUUCAGUGAAUUUUAUCCAAUCGACUUGAUUCGAAUUGUUUUUAAUUUUUAUAAUGUCUUGAUCUCCAUACGCUACAAGGUAAUAACUGAUAACAGUAGCGGUUGAAGCACCUACCAUUAUUAUAAGCUAAGCAAUUAUUGCAUUCCAGAAUUUUUCAAACUUGCAAUUAAAACGAUGGAAUUGCGAACUCCCGAUCCCCUUUCUCUCAUUGGAAACGUCCAUGAAAACCUGAAACGCUUCAAAAAACAGUGGUUCAAUUAAAGUAUAGGCUACGAGUUAGACAAGAAAGAUGAGAAAGUCCAAGUCGCUAUCUUUCUCAAUAUAUAAGGCACUGAUGCAUAAGAAAUUCUUAACACCCUCAUCAUUACUGAAGCUCAAAAGAAAACAGUAGAUGGUCUUCUAAAAGUUCUAACUGAAUUUGCCAAGCCUAAACUAAACAUAGCUUACUGUAGAUACUUGUUCAAUAUCAUGAUCAACAAGAAGGGGAAUCAUUUGAUCAAUUUUAUAUGGCAAUUAGAAAAUUAGCCGAAGAUUGUGGAUUCGAAAAGCUGAGAGAUUCACUUAUCAGAGACCGAAUCAUCAUAGGCAUCCAUAAUGUUCAACUGAGAGAACUUCUCCUCGGCGAGGAACUGCCGUUAGAGAAAGUAGUUUCCUUGUGCCUCUCCGUUGAAGUAGGAAAGAAGAGGUCGGAUGAAGUCAAUCAACCCAAAGCAUCAAGUGUUGAUCUAGUCAAUAGUGGAAGAUUUCAAAGCAACCUCUCAAAUCAAGGAAACAACUUCGCUGGACAAGGACGAAACAACAACCUUGGACAAGGCUACAACCAUCAAAACAGGUACAACUCGCCCAAUCAACAGCAGCCAUCGAGAAUCAUUGACUGUCGUUCCUGUGGUCAACAACAUCCUGUGCGACAGUGUCCUGCUUAUCGGCAGCAGUGUAAGAAAUGUUUGGGUCGAAAUCAUUUUCAGAAAAUGUGCCGUAUUAACGAAGUGAUUUGUCCUGAAAAUUCAGCACCUUCAGUGCACCUUGAUGAAGUCGAAGCUUCAGAGUAUGUUUAUAUCUCAGAAAUUAGUUGCAUUCCACAUAAUUAUCGGAAAUUAAAAAAAAAAAAAUCGGGAGGUGCAGUAAGGCCAUGUGGCAUCAUAGCCACCAUCAAUAGGGUGUGUGCCCGACCUGGAAACAGCCACACGAACGACGAGACACGGGCCACUUGCCAGAGCCGUCCUCCUUGCUUCGAGUGUGUACGUCGUGAUCUCGCUAUAAUAAAUGUCUUUUAGUUGAUCAUCCGCGUCUUAUUUAUUUCGACCACCGACCCACAUCAGGAGUUUUAAUGCUUGGUGGUGUAACUCCUGAAAAUGAUGCAAUGGUGUUAGCCAUCGAGAAUUCCAAUACAGUCAUAACCUCAGAUCUUAUUAAGGGUAAGCUGUUGGAUCAGGAUAUUAAAACCAAUGAAAAUAGACAAGCUUUCUUUGGAGGUCGUUCUAAAUCCAAGACUUCUAGAUGUAAUUUGUGUAGCAAGAAAGGUCAUUGGGCAAACAAAUGCCGCCAAAAGAUUACAUCUCAUUUAGCCACGGCCCGUGGCGCCACGCAACAAAAAUUGUUGCGUUUAGCCACAACUUAUAGGUGCUGUGGCUAAAUGAAACAAUCAAAAUGAGUGUGGCUAAAUGUAACGAUUUUUGUUGCGUGGCGCCACGCAACAAAAUUUGUUGCAUUUAGCCACACCAAAAAAUUAAGAGUUUCAGUCCCCCGCAGACUAAAUUACUGAUUUUUGAUACAUUUACAUUCUUUCAAAGACAUCAUAAAAUUCUCAAUGACAUUUUCUGUUCCUUUAAUACUUGGACAGAGCUCCCUUUCAAAGUUUAGAGGUAGCUUUACCAAUAUAUCCUACAUAGAAUUAUUUUCCACUCAGCAGUCUAGUUUAUUUUUUCUAAGUAUUACAGAAUUGACGGCAAAAAUUUCAUGCAAGAAAAAAGCAGUUCGAAGCAACUCACCAUUCACUGUGUCUAGUUCUCCUGAAAAGGAACUUAAAGGAAGACAUCAUAGGAUUUUCUGAUGCUGAUUGGGCGAACAAUUGCCCAAGUAGGAAAUCCUUCUCGGGAAAUGUGUUUGUUUAUUCUGACGCUGCUAUCUCCUGGGAAUGUCGCAAACAAGCGACAACAUCACUUUCUAGUACAGAGGCAGAAUAUAUUUCUCUGUCUGAUGCUUCCAAGGAAGCAAUAUACUUAAAGAAUUUACUUUCAGAAUCAAUAGAUAGAUCUGGUCCCAUUCUAAUUAAUUGUGAUAAUCAAAGUGCUCUAAAUUUGUCAGAAAACCCUAUUCUCCAUCGACAAACCAAGCACAUUGAUGUGAAAUAUCAUUUCAUUAGAGAACAGAUAAGAAAUAAGAAUAUUAAAGUAUCUUAUGUACCCGAUGAAGAAAUGAUUGCUGACGCUCUCACAAAACCAGUUCCAGCUCCCAAAUUAAAGGUUUGCGUUAAAGGUUUUGGCCUGAUAAAUUAAUUUUUAUUUGAUUGUAAUAUUUUUCUAAAUAAGAAAGCCAAAUCCUUAAUUACAGUUCAGUUAAACUUUGUUUGUUCAAUUGUUAUCUGAUUUAAUCAUGAACUGAAAUCCUUUAAUACAGGCACUUAAAUUUCUUGUAUCUUUAUGCAUAAUAUCUUUCUUAGCCUGUGAUUUCUUUUUUACUGUCCAGAUUGAAGAGAAGUGUUGGACAUGGACAAUCUGUCCUAGUUGUAUUAAUGCUAUGUUGGUAGUACCUAUCCCGGUUUAUGUUGGUAGUACCAAGUCACGUGCACGGUUGGUGCUAACCUCUGUUAUCUUUUGUAAGAUCCUCUGAUCGCUCAUACUCAUGUACUUCUCUUAAUACAGCUUGUGUCUAAUGGCCUAAUCCUCUGCGUUUUCGUUCUCCUGUACCCAAAUGCUAGCUUCAACAGUUUUUCAAGACGUUCCAUCAGAUUUCAUCCGAAAAAUAGAGCAAAUAGAGUAAAAUUCUGAGAAUUUCCUGGGGAGGCUAGGGGGAGGAGGAAGGGAAAGAGGCUACGUUAACCCCCGCCCCCUCCCGGAUGGCGAACGCUAGAGCUUGCCCUGUCACUGAACCCACCGCACGCCACUGACUUCACAUCAUAAGCCCUCUGUUGAUGUUGAAAAACAGAAUACGGAAUCAAAUAUUGAAUCAGCUGAAUUUCCAAAUACCAUGCCUCUAAAACCCUCUGUUAAAAUUCAACGCCCAGAAACUCUAACAGUCAGUGCCAAUGAGUCUGACUCUGAAUUUUCCACCUUGCAGGCUCCCCCUCCCCCCCCCUCCCCCCACUAUUCAAAAGAGAAUACAGACCUGCUACACUUGUAACGUCUCAACAGAAAACAAUAGGCAGAGGUAAAAGAAUCUCAAAGGCACCAGAAAGAUAUUCCCCUGAUUAACAAAUUAAAGUUCCUUGUGAUUUCAUGUUUUGUGUUUUAUCAAUUUCAAAUAUUAUUUUAAUCAUUAACAAUUUUAGCAUCUCCCAUUUUAUAUUAGUUAUUAUUUAAUUCAAAUAAUGAACUAAUCAUGUUUGUUAUUAGCUGUGUAUUCAAGUCAUUAUCAUUUUUGAUUUUGUUGAAUGAUGUUAAAUACUUUAAGUAUUAUGUGUUGUAUUAAUGAUUGUUACAUAAAUCUUAUCUAAUUAACUAGUUUUAAUGUAAGCAUUUUCUUUUCAAAUAUAAAAAAGGCACAUGUCGAUAUGGCAACUAUAAGCGCCUAGCCGCCCAGGCUCCUGUGGAAGCGGCUCCCUUCAAUACACUACUGUUAUGGCGUCCA